Sorghum bicolor (sorghum) is the source of this 3482-nucleotide messenger RNA. RefSeq names its product cation/H(+) antiporter 15. The record is from RefSeq and is a predicted model, not a curated record. Gene Ontology annotation, molecular function: antiporter activity. Gene Ontology annotation, biological process: regulation of pH; proton transmembrane transport. The transcript has a single exon. Bases 815 to 3241 code for a protein of 808 amino acids. Lineage: Eukaryota; Viridiplantae; Streptophyta; Magnoliopsida; Poales; Poaceae. Gene Ontology annotation, cellular component: endomembrane system; membrane.
ACUAAACAGGGCCAUAAUAUAAUAGAUUGUUCCCAUGUCAAAUCUCAAGUAUACUUGCCCUAAUUAAGUUAAAGAAAAAUAAAUAGGGCCCAACUACAUGAGCCAGAUGUUUUUUUACAGAGGCCCAUCUGAAAACUUUUGGCCCACGAGGCCUGGAGGCUGUCGUGCUCUUUUCUGGCCCGUCUGCGCGAGCGCGAUGAGCCCUUGCCGUAGUCCUCCUCCUCUGCCGCCUCCGGCCGGCGUGUCCAUCUCCGAUCUGCACAGGUUGAUUUCAGCCCUUGCCGUUGCCGGCGAUCUGCACAGGUUGAUUUCAGCAGAAACAGUAUAAAUUUGAGACUGACUAAUGUACCCAACAUCAAGCUGCAUCAUCCCAUACAUAGGCUUAAAAUUUACACAUCUAAAAAAUAUUCAGUCCAAUCCAAUGUUUGCCUUCAACUGCGACGCCCCUGCAUGUAAUUCUUCUUUCAAAUAUUAUUACAGUCUUCCUUAUUUUCUAUUUAUGGACCAAUAUUUUGCUCCGUCUAUUGUCCCUCUCAUCCACAGCUAAAAAUAGCCAAAAUCAAACGCUCCUCCUCCUCCUCCUCUGCCAUGCGUGAAGCAUUGCCCUUCACUGUCUCACAGCCACACUGAAGAAUUGAUGCCCCUCCCCAUGCAGAGCAACCAUUCCCCAGAACACACAAGAUCACAAUCGAUCGAUCCAAUUCCAUUGCAAACAGCAGCAACCAAUGCAAUGCAAUGCAGCAAUGGCGCAACCUAGGUUAGGUAGCCGACAGAUCAUCACUUAGCCAAGCGUCCAAUUCUAGCAGAGAGCGAGAUGACGGCGGUGGCGAACCUGUCGUCGGGGGCGCUGGAGUCGACGGUGAAGCCGGUGGCGGCGGCGUGCUACGACAACAACCUGGUGAACUCGCAGGGCAUGUUCCUGGGCGACCAGCCGCUGCGCUUCUCCCUGCCGCUCCUCCUCGUGCAGGUCUCCGUCAUCCUCGUCCUCUCCGCGGUCGCCAACCUCGUGCUCCGCCGGCUCGGCCAGUCGCGCUUCAUCACCCACAUGCUCGUCGGCAUCUUGUUAGGCCCCACCGUGCUGGGCCGGAGCGCGUCCUUCCGCGACGUCCUCUUCUCCGAGCGCGGUACCUACAUCCUCGAGAGCGUGUCCCUGGUGGCGCUCAUCCUCUUCCUCUUCUCCAUGGGCGUCAAGACCGACCUCAGCCUCCUCCGCCGCCCCAGCGGCCGCGCCGUCGCUGUCGGCAUCAUGGGCGCCGUCGUCCCGCUCGCCGUCACCCUGCCCGUCUUCCACGCGCUCCAGCCCACGCUUCCCGAGGACCUGCGGGGCUCUUCGCUCAUCACCGAGCUCGCCGUCCGCCUCUCCCUCUCCUCCUUCCCCGUCAUCGCCGACGCGCUCUCCGACCUCGACCUCCUCAACACCGACCUCGGCCGCAUCGCGCUCACGGCGUCGCUCAUCACCGACGUCACCUCCUGGUUCAUCCGCGCCUGCACCGCCGCGGUCAUCCUCAUCGGCGAUGCAAGGUCGCCGGCCUUCACCGCCAAGAUCCUCGCUUCCUUCGUCGCGUUCGUGCUCUUCGUCGGCUUCGUCGCGCGCCCCGUCGGCCGGUACAUCGCGUACAAGCGCACCCCGACGGGGGCGCUCCUCUCCGAGGGCUCCUUCGUGGUGGUGGUCAUCGCGGCGCUGCUGUCGGCGCUGGUGACGGACGCCAUCGGGUUCAAGUACAUGAUCGGGCCCAUGAUGCUGGGGCUGGCGCUCCCCGGCGGCAUGCCCAUCGGCGCCACCAUGACGGAGCGCCUCGACUCCUUCUUCAUCGCGCUCUUCCUCCCCGUCUACAUGGCGCUGUCCGGCUACCGCACCGACCUCGCCGAGGUCACCAAGGCGGAGGCGUCGGAGAAGUGGUGCGCGCUGGAGCUGUUCGUGGCGCUCUGCGUGUCGGGCAAGCUCGUCGGCUGCGUCGCCGCGGGGCUCUUCUUCACCAUGCCGUUCCGCGACGCCGUCGUGCUGGCGCUCAUGCUCAACAUCCGUGGCAUCGUGGAGGUGGCGGCCAUCAACAACUGGGGCGACACCAUGAAGGCGACGGCGGAGCACUACUCGACGCUCACCAUGUCCAUGGUGCUCAUCACCGCCGUGUCCACGCCGCUGAUCAAGCUGCUGUACGACCCGUCGGGGCAGUUCGCGAGGGCGAAGCGGCGGUCGCUGGAGCACGCGCGGCUGAGCGCCGACCUCCGCGUGCUCACCUGCCUCUACAGCGAGGACCACGCGGCGCCGCUGAUCGACCUGCUGGAGGCGACGGGUUCGUCCCGCGACUCGCCCAUGUCGCUCAUCGUGCUCCACCUGACGGAGCUCGUCGGGCGCGCCGCGUCGGUGCUGAAGCCCCACCGGAAGAGCACGAGGUCGUCCAACAGCGGCAACCCGACGCCGUCGGACCGGAUCGUGAACGCGUUCCGUUACUUCGAGCAGCAGGCGGCGCCGGGGGCGGUGACGGUGAGCCCGUACGUGGCGCAGGCGCCCUUCAGCUCGAUGCACCACGACGUGUGCUCGCUGGCGCACAGCCGGAAGGCCAACCUCAUCCUGCUGCCGUUCCACAAGUCCUCCGACGGCGCGCGGAGCACGGCGAACAACGCCAUCCGGUCCAUCAACCGGAGCGUGCUGCAGUACGCGCCCUGCUCCGUCGCCAUCCUCGUGGACCACGGCCUCGCGUCCGGGUCGGCGUGCGCCACCGCCGCCAACAGCCUGCUCCAGCGCGCCGCGCUCUACUUCCUGGGCGGCGCCGACGACCGCGAGGCGCUGGCGUACGCGGCGCGGAUGCCGGAGGCCGGGACCAUGUCGCUGACGGUGGUGCGGUUCAAGCUCCGGAACUGGGUCGGGAUGGGCGGGCAAGACGAGGCGCGGGACGAGGAGCUGCUGCAGGAGUUCUGGGCCAGGCACAGGGACAACGAGCGGGUGGUGUACGUGGAGAAGACGGUGGAGGACGCGGAGGGCACCGCGUCGGUGGUGCGCGCCAUGAGCGAGAAGUUCGACCUGCUCAUCGUGGGGCGGCGUGGCGGGGAGGCCGAAAGCGACCCGGAAGGGUCCACGGCGCUCACCAGCGGGCUGUCGGAGUGGAGCGAGUUCCCGGAGCUGGGGGUGAUGGGGGACAUGCUCGCCUCCGCGGAGUUCGCGUCCAAGGUCUCCAUCCUCGUCAUCCAGCAGCAGCCGCCCAAGAAAACCGUCGCCGCCGCAAGCAACGUCAAUGAUUAGCUUAAUUACAAGGAUCUCCAUCGAUCGUCGUUUUUUUUUUAUUUCCUCUGCUUUCGCUGCUGAAAUUUUGCGAACCUUUUCGCUUGUAUUUGUGAUCAUCAGUUCAUCUGCUAGGACUAGGAAACAUGUUUUAGACGACUGCAUACAAAAGUGUAGAGUGCUACUAAUUUGAACAUCGAUAUAUUAUGUGAUUACAAGUAUAAAUUCAUUUAUGAUACCUCUGAUCAGUUCCUUGUUUACC